UGUGGCUCGGCCGGCUGCGCGCGACGGGGGGGCUGCCGCUGCUGAGGCGGCGGCCGCGGCUUCUGAGGCGGUGGCGGCACUGCCGACCGCGGGCCGCUCGGCCUCUGGGCUCGGGCCGCAGCCUUCCGUCAGCCCACCGGGGCCCCCGGCGAGCAGCGCCUGUCCUAUGAGUGUGUCACUGGUGGUCAUCCGACUGGAGCUCGCGGGUCACUCGCCGGUCCCCGCCGACUUCGGCUUCAGCGCCGCCGCUGGAGAGAUGUCUGAUGAGGAGAUCAAAAAGAAGACAUUGGCUUCAGCUGUCGCCUGUCUAGAAGGGAAGUCAGCCGGGGAAAAAGCAGCCAUCAUCCACCAGCACCUUGGCCGUCGGGAAAUGACGGAUGUGAUUAUUGAGACCAUGAAGGCCAGCGCAGAUGAAGUGAGAGACACAGCAGAAGAAAAGAAGUCUUCGGCAGCCCCCGUCUCUGCACAGAGAAGUAGAGAGCAGAGUGAGUCUGUGAACACAGCCCCAGAGUCUCCAUCCAAACAGCUCCCUGACCAGAUUUCCUUCUUCAGUGGCAACCCUUCCGUUGAAAUAGUCCAUGGCAUCAUGCACCUAUACAAGACAAAUAAGAUGACCUCCCUAAAAGAAGAUGUGCGGCGCAGUGCCAUGCUGUGUGUCCUCACCGUCCCUGCCACCAUGACCAGUCAUGACCUUAUGAAGUUUGUUGCCCCAUUCAAUGAUGUAAUUGAACAAAUGAAAAUCAUCAGGGACUCUACUCCGAAUCAGUAUAUGGUGCUGAUCAAGUUCAGUGCGCAGGCUGAUGCGGAUAGUUUCUACAUGGCGUGCAACGGCCGCCAGUUCAACUCAAUCGAAGAUGACGUCUGCCAGCUGGUCUAUGUGGAAAGGGCUGAAGUGCUGAAAUCUGAAGAUGGCGCCAGCCUCCCUGUGAUGGACCUGACGGAGCUUCCCAAGUGCACUGUGUGUCUGGAGCGAAUGGACGAGUCUGUGAACGGCAUCCUCACCACCCUCUGCAACCACAGCUUCCACAGUCAGUGUCUGCAGCGGUGGGAUGACACCACGUGUCCUGUGUGCCGAUACUGUCAAACACCAGAGCCAGUGGAAGAAAACAAAUGUUUUGAGUGUGGUGUCCAGGAAAACCUCUGGAUUUGUUUAAUAUGCGGCCACAUAGGCUGUGGGCGGUAUGUGAGUCGGCAUGCUUACAAGCACUUUGAGGAGACCCAGCACACAUAUGCCAUGCAGCUCACGAACCAUCGAGUCUGGGACUAUGCUGGAGAUAAUUAUGUCCAUCGACUGGUUGCAAGCAAGACGGAUGGAAAGAUCGUUCAGUAUGAGUGUGAGGGCGACACCUGCCAGGAAGAGAAGAUAGAUGCCUUACAGUUAGAGUACUCGUACCUGCUGACAAGCCAGCUGGAAUCGCAGCGGAUAUACUGGGAGAACAAAAUUGUGCGCAUGGAGAAGGACACGGCAGAGGAGAUUAACAACAUGAAGAGCAAGUUUAAAGAGACCAUCGAGAAGUGUGACAGCCUGGAACUCAGGCUCAGCGACCUCCUGAAGGAGAAGCAGUCUGUGGAGAGGAAGUGUACCCAGCUGAACACCAGAGUGGCCAAGCUCAGCACGGAGCUGCAGGAGGAGCAGGAGCUGAACAAGUGUCUGCGCGCCAACCAGCUGGUGCUGCAGAACCAGCUCAAGGAGGAGGAGAAGCUGCUGAAGGAGACCUGUGCCCAGAAAGACCUGCAGAUCACUGAGAUCCAGGAGCAGCUGCGCGAUGUCAUGUUCUACCUGGAGACACAACAGCAGAUCAGCCACCUGCCUGCAGAGACGAGGCAAGAGAUCCAGGAAGGCCAGAUCAACAUCGCCAUGGCCUCAGCACCCAACCCACCCUCUUCUGGGGCCAGUGGGAAGCUGCAGUCCAGGAAGGGCCGCAGCAAGAGGGGCAAGUGACCAUCAGGGACUUGUCCCUGAGACUUCCUGGGCACCACAGGGUGGCAGGGACCUUUGCUGAGCGGGGGUGUGGGCCCUAAUAAGUACGUCUGAGGACGAACUGCCGUCGGUCGUGUGGUUCCUUCAUUUGUUGCGUGUGGUGUGAGGAGACUAAAAGAGGGGAGGCGUUGGCAGCACUUCCCAAGGGUGAGUCACCUCAUGGCCAUUCUGCCUUCCAGCUGGGCAGCCCCCAGGCUUGUGCGGUUUUCCAUUGUAUUUCUCCUGCCAUCCCUCCCUCCCUCCCCCUGCAGAGUUGAGCUGCCUGCAUGUCCUAGAGAAGGGGCUAGGUUGUAAACCAGGCCCAGGCUUGUCCUCAGCAGCCUGGCUUGGGGCAGAUGGAGUACACCCAGUUUAGGGAAGACGGUAACAGCUCUCUCUAUUUCUGAUGACUCCCGUCCGAAAUGUGCCUGUCAAAUAAGAAAAGCCUUCCUGGCUCCUCCGCAGCUCAGGUAACAGAGUGUGUCCUCCAUCCAGCGAGAGUCAUGGGGCAGGCCCAGCUAGCCAUCGAGGGGCCUCUGACAAGCUGUGUGUUGCUGGGGUCAGUGGAUACUGGCGGUUACAGCAGGGCCACGUGUUCAGGGCGCAGCUAGAGGGGGUUUGGGCAGAUUUCAGUUACUCUUAUGAUAGUUUCAAAGGCUGCUUCUCACUCCAGAAUCCGGCUUCAGCAGAGCCUUUUCCAAACAGCCAUAUAACACUUUUGUGACCAACAGAGGGGCUGGGUGCCUCUCUCUAGAGCCAGGAACAUCAGGUAACUUGUAACAAAUUAAUUGAACAGAACUGGGGGGACACCAUGUUGGGAUUUAGCUUCUAGAAGAGCCUGGGCAGUUGACAGCAGUAUGUAAUAAGUACAGUUUAAUUUUUCGCUUUAUCAUCAGCCAAAGGUUUAAAAUGUCACACUUUUGGGCCUUCCUCCCCCCCCCCCCCCCCCCGACUGACUGGACCUCGUCCUUUGACCAGAAUGUCUGACGUGUCACCACAUUGCCUGUGUUGCUGGUCACCGUCCAGUUCCAGUUCAAUGGAAUAUGCUGUAGCAUGUCCCAAAACCCCACCUGUGACUGCAGAGUGAGUGUGCUCACUCUCAGACUUCUGUGGCCGGCUCUUCCUCAGGGCAGGCCAGCACUGCAGAUCCUCUGGCCUGAGCCACACAGGCGGCCGGGGCUGGGGCAGAGCUGCCUCUUGCAGAGCUUCUAUUUUAUCUAGACCACAUUUUUACACUGUUACAGUCUGGCCGGCUCAGCCCCACUUGUCUUGCACAUCUGACCUUGCAGAAGCUGGGGUGGGUGGUAGCAUGCUAAUUAAGAGAACAGAAGUAGUUUCCAGAGCUGGCUCCCCAUUCCAUUACAACCCACCCAGCAGCCCUGCUGCCCAGAGGAGAGCAACGCUCUGCCACACAGGUUGGGGAAAAUGCCUGGGAAGGCCGUGGCCAGCAGAAGUAGCCGAUGGGCAGUUUCCAAACUACUUGAAGGUCUUUUAAAAAUGUUCCAGGAAAACAAAAAUCAAGAUGUGUAAAUAAAAUGUUAUUUUAAAAGGUCA
Molecule: messenger RNA, 3514 nt
Organism: Mus pahari (shrew mouse)
Lineage: Eukaryota; Metazoa; Chordata; Mammalia; Rodentia; Muridae
Gene: Brap
Product: BRCA1 associated protein
Exons: 12
Coding region: 167-1942 (591 amino acids)
Biological process (GO): Ras protein signal transduction; protein ubiquitination
Cellular component (GO): cytoplasm
Molecular function (GO): ubiquitin protein ligase activity; nucleic acid binding; zinc ion binding
Source: RefSeq, a predicted model, not a curated record